Lactuca saligna is the source of this 828-nucleotide messenger RNA. The record is from the annotation of a GenBank genome assembly. Lineage: Eukaryota; Viridiplantae; Streptophyta; Magnoliopsida; Asterales; Asteraceae.
AUGAUUCUCAUCCAUGUGACGGCCGUAAUUUGGAGACUAGCUGUGUUCUGCACGUCCGCUCGAAGCCAUUUUGGAGUAAACUCAGAGACGAGAUUGGGAGAGAUAUACAGUGUGCGUCUGUUGCAAAAGCUUCAUCUCUCUAUCAUUCUAACUGAUAUAGUAAUGGCGCCAGAUCAGAAAACCUUCGUCUUUAGUGAGGUCUCGAAGCACAACAAAACUCUGGACUGCUGGGUUAUCAUCUCCGGAAAGGUUUUUGAUGUAACUCCAUUUAUGGAAGAUCACCCUGGAGGUAGUGAAGUGCUACUAGCAGCAACUGGUAAAGAUGCUACGAAUGAUUUUGAAGAUGUUGGACACAGUGAAGAAGCUAGAGAUCUGAUGGACAAAUAUUACAUUGGUAAGAUCGACAAAUCAACUGUUCCAGCAAAACGUCAAUACGUUUUAUCUGAAAAUCAAAGUUACAGCUCAAACAAGAGUGGAUUCAUCGUCAAGAUAUUACAGUUUUUGGUGCCUUUUAUAAUUUUGGGAUUAGGUUUUGCAGUCAGAGCUUACACCAAAGACAAAUCUGAUUGAUUUUAUGUCGUGUAGUUUAAUAAAAAUGCAUCAUUAGAUUAUUCAAAUUACAAUUUAGUGGUGCAAAAGUAUUUUGGGCAAAGUGUGUUGUUUGUUCUUUGAGUUAAAUGCAAGAGUCCAAGGGGCCUUGUGUGAAAAUCAAAGGAGAUCUCAUAAUUUUUUUUUGUUAAAUAUUAUUAAAUAAUUUUGCUACCGCUAAAUUCAAAAUUUAAACUUGCUAACAUACAUCUCGUAAAUUACUACCACAACAUCACGUCG